Messenger RNA from Rhipicephalus sanguineus (brown dog tick), 3362 nucleotides. It is a transcript of the gene FER, whose product is annotated as tyrosine-protein kinase Fer. The record is from RefSeq and is a predicted model, not a curated record. Gene Ontology annotation, biological process: peptidyl-tyrosine phosphorylation. Lineage: Eukaryota; Metazoa; Arthropoda; Arachnida; Ixodida; Ixodidae. Gene Ontology annotation, molecular function: non-membrane spanning protein tyrosine kinase activity; ATP binding. The coding region runs from base 277 to 2832 and encodes 851 amino acids. The transcript has 18 exons.
CGGAGUAGCAUUCAGAGCGUGCGGCUGCGCCUUUGUUGUUGUUCUCUCGUAACCCGUGUGCAAAGUCCUGCUGGUGUCACUAACGGAGGCUCAGCGUGUGUGAUUGUGCCUACCCCGUACUUCUUUCUUCCCCUGGAUUAACCUGCGGCUCCAAUGAAGGGCAACGUGGAUUACGGCCGUCUUUUUCGGAUACGUCCGUGAGCUUCCAAGUUGUGCUGCGCUGCUCCGAGGAUCAAAAAAACACUUCGUCUUCGCCGCUCGCAAGUCACUGCGCUGAUGGGGUUCGCCACAGAGCUCCAAGGCUGGAGCUCCCACGAUGCACUCCUCUCUGUGCAAGAUGCUGAGCUCAGACUUCUGGAGAACAUGCGCCGCUGUAUUGUGCACCGUGUGAAAUGUGACCGUGAAUAUUCGUUGGCCCUGAGUGCCUUGUGUGUGCAGGCAGCCAAAGUAGAAACUGGGGAUGAACUCGCUGGCAGUCUAGUAGCAAAGGCGUGGAACUCUGUCAUUGAUACAACGGAAACAAUUGGAAGGCUCGUUAAGCAGAAUGCUGAUCUGGUCGCCACUCACACGUUGGACAAGUUGAGUUGCCUCAUCUUGGAAAAAAGGGCUCUCAGGAAAGUGUAUCAGGAAGAACAUCAAAGGAUCCACGGAGAGCUCACAAGGCUAAGAGACGCUGUCCUCAGGAGCACCUCGGAGUACGAAAAAUGCAUAGAGAAUGCUGCAGCUGCCAAGGAAAAGUAUGAAGACCAGUUUAUGAAAGGGCGAGGAAACAAGAAAGUUGAAGAGGCAAAAGAGCGUUACAUCAAGGCCACUCGAAAGCUGCACCAAGCUCAUAAUGACUACAUCCUCCUUCUGAAUGAAGCGAUGAACUAUGAGCACCACCUGAGAACAACGCUUCUGCCGGGGCUACUGCAAUAUCAACAAACUGUACAGCAAGAGGCUGUGGAUUGCUGGCAAGCUGUGAUGAGAGACUUCUCGCAUCGUACAAAUUUUUGUUCAGAGGCAUUCCAAAAGCUUCACAGCACCCUCAUGGAAAGCGUAGAGCAAGUCAACAGUGAAAAAGAAUAUGAGGACUUUGUUGACAGAUACAAGUCAAAACCAAUUCCCCCAAUUGACUUUCAUUAUGAUGAGUCACUGCUAAACAACUAUGCUGGAAAACUGAAGCCAGAGCAGAUUGCAGUCGAUGAAUUUACUAUCGACUCGGUGAGAGAAAGGAUCACUGAACUGCAAGCAAAGGUCGCCCACGUUCAGGCUGUGAUUCUGGAGAAAGAGACACAACUGGCACAAUUUCAAGUUGAUGUGUCUGAGAUAAAGACGACUCCUGACCUUGGAUCGGCAGCCAUGGUGAAGAAGAGAGCUGUGGACAUAAUAAAAAGGGAACGUGAUGAAGCUAAGUGCCAGGAGGAGCGUUUCAACAGCCAACUGCAGUUGCUUGUACAGGCUGUGUCACAGAUGGGAAACGAAGUUCCCAGAGCCUUGGACCUGGAUGUCACACUCAAUGGCGAGCAGAGCAUCAAAGAUGACGAGAUAAUGGAUUUUACAACAAUCAGCAAAAUUGCAGCUAGGCACUUUGUGGACAAGCUAAAGAGCCCUUUCCUCAAAAAGCAGGCCAACCGCCCCCAGCAAUCCAAGGACUCCGAGGAAUGCAUCACUUCCAAUAACACCUCUGAGGAGACUAACAGCACCCUCAAGCCUUACAGCCGUAUGACUGUGAAUCCUAACAUCUCACUGCAAGACGAAGACUGGUUCCACGGUGUUCUACCGAGGGAGGAAGUGGUUCGGCUUCUUGUCAAUGAUGGUGACUAUCUCGUGCGAGAGACGAUACGAAAUGAAACAAAGCAGGUGGUCCUCUCAGUCUGCUGGCAGGGUCACAAGCACUUCAUCGUGCAAACUACAGCUGAUGGAAAAUACAGGUUUGAAGGGCCAGCCUUCGGCACGGUGCAAGAGUUGAUUGUGUAUCAGCAUCAUCUUGGUCUUCCUGUGACAAGCAAAUCCGGGGCAAUACUGCAGACUCCCAUCUUCAGAGAGCGAUGGGAGUUGAAUAAUGACGAUGUCGAACUUGUUGAGAAGAUCGGAAGGGGAAACUUUGGAGAUGUCUACAGGGCAGUUCUGCAUCCACAAAGGCUAGAUGUGGCCGUGAAGACGUGCCGUGUGAACCUGCCGGAUGAACACAAGAAGAAGUUUCUCCAGGAGGGAAGAAUCUUGAAACAGUAUGACCAUCCAAACAUAGUCAAGUUCAUUGGAAUCUGUGUUCAGAAACAACCCAUCAUGAUUGUCAUGGAACUCGUGCCAGGAGGCUCUCUACUGGCAUUUCUGAGAAACCAAGGUCCCAAGUUAAGUCCCAAGGACCUGCUGAACAUGUGUACGGAUGCAGCUGCUGGGAUGGCUUACCUCGAAAGCAAGAACUGCAUACAUAGGGACUUAGCUGCAAGGAAUUGCCUUGUAGGGAAAAACAAUGUUGUCAAGAUAUCGGACUUUGGCAUGUCACGAGAGGAGGAGGAAUAUAUUGUGUCGGACGGCAUGAAGCAGAUACCCAUAAAGUGGACGGCACCAGAGGCUCUUAAUUUUGGGAAAUACACCUCAGUCUGUGAUGUUUGGAGCUAUGGUAUCUUGGCCUGGGAAAUCUACUCACUUGGCGCAUCUCCCUACUGUGGCAUGUCCAACAGCCGAGCUAGGGAACUGAUAGACACAGGUUACCGGUUACCAGCCCCCGAAAAAGUACCGGACACAGUGUACCAGCUCAUGCUCCAGUGCUGGGAAUACAACCCGGACAAGAGGCCUACGUUUCAGGAGAUCCAUCAAACUCUGGUCAGCGUCGGCCGACACGUUUAACACCACACGGACACAAAUUACUGGAACAUGUAAACAUUUAUUUUUCACAAAUUAGCCAUUUAAGCUGUCCACCGCAUUUGCUUGUUUUUUCUGGCAGACAGUCCUUUGCCGGAAAAACAUUUUGUCUUUUGUGUUGAGUUGUCUCAUGUUUGGCAGCAGUUGUGUAAAUAUGAAAUAUUUAAGUCUAAUAAAUUGUGUGAGUCAUGAACAAGUACACCUUUGCAGAACCAAUCUUUAACAGUGAAAUCUUAUUAUUGUUGUAGAAACGGCAACGCAAGAUAGCUUGUAUGGGCAGUGUUGCUUGGGAGCUCAGCUGCUAUUUAUUUUGUGCCAUACUUUUCUGUUUUGCUCCUAUGUGUGUAACCUCGCAAAGUAAUAUAAAUACGGAAAACUGAAAAGGUCAUAAAAUGUCUUUAAUAAGUGUACAGGGUUGCUAACAUGCUUGAAGUGGCUGUCAGAAAACCAAGCGCCAACUGUUUUCUGGAAAAAAAAAACAGCAAGGGAAAAAAAAGCAAUAAAACAAGGUUUUU